CAGGAAAUCAACCCGCGCUCCCUGUUUAAGUGGCAACCAGAGAAAACGUUUCGGUUUUUCAAAAAGGACCCUCCAUUUUGGUGUAUUCAACCCGCAAUCCUGGCUCUGAGAAAACAUUGCAAAAAAGACUCGUGCAUAACGAGCGACUGGGGGCGGCGGCUGCUCGAUGCGGAACGACGCAGGCGUCUGGGGGCGGCGGCUGCUCGAUGCGGAUCGACGCCGGAGGCUGGAGCUUGCAGGGGCCGGAUCCGUGUGCGGCAGAGGCUGGGGAGGCCGAUUCGGAGGCGGGCAGCGAGGCAAGGGUCGCCGGUGAUGAUGAGGGAGGCCGAUUCGGAGGCGGGCGGCGAGGUAGAGGUCGCCGGUGAUGAGAGGGAGGCCGGAGCGUGGUUUCCCUGGCAGAUCUAUGGCAUCCGCGGCUCCUGGGCAGAAAGAAGAAUGGAGAUGAGGGAGAGAAGAAGGAAGAAAGGAGGGGAGGUGCGGUGUCUGUUUCCCAGAUCCGGCUCGCCCAGGCUCGAGUGCCGCGGCCGCCACCACCACCACCCGACCCCGAGCUCCUUCUCCCGUGCGGUUCCUCCCCGGCCUCCCUGCCGCCGCCCAACCUCCACCAGCCGCGCCUCCCACCACAUCCCACCGGCAGCCCAGAAACGUCGCGCCGCCUGCCGCCCCUACCUAGUAGCACGACCCCGACUACUUCCACCACCCGUGUUGUUGCGCUCCUCCCGCGUAUGGCCACCAGCGUUAGAUCCAACCACCGCAGAGACCUGCAUCGCCAACCACCGCCUACAGCGCUGGAUCCGGUCGUCCCCGACCAUCUACCACCUUCUUCUACCUUGAGCGGUAGGAGAGACCCCCCCCCUCUCUUUGUAGUUCGGCGCUGGAAGCCAGGCUCAUGGACCACGCCGCCGUGACCGGAUGGGCCGUUCUCCUCCUCCCUUCUUCCUCACAUGCGAGCAUGCGCAACUCACAUGUCGCUCACUUCUCUGUUGAGGAGAGAAGGAAAAAGAAUCUCAUCUCCAAAGUGUUCAGUGCAGAGAAGAUGAACCAUGCAAAAACUCAAGGUGGAUCAUGGUGGCUUCACUACUGGCGGAACGGCAGAGGGUUUGGCUGCUACCAGGGUGAUUCAAAGGGAGUAUAUAGGUUAGACGAGCCGCUGACAAAGACAGGCCUCUAUUCUAAAUUUUUACUUGCAAAGAUGGACCAUCAGCUACAUAAUAUGUUGGCUAAACUCUCACAGGUUUGGAGUCGACCAAGGAAGUCACAGUUUAAGAGCUCGAGGAGGAGGGGCGUGUGGAGGUUCCCGCCGCCAGUGGCUGCACUGCUGGUCUUCGUCGCUUGCUCCUGUCAGAUCCAGCAUGACCUACCCUAUCGGUUCUCCGUCGCUUCACUCUGCUUCAUGUGCAUAUGUGCAGAGAAGAUGACGACCCCGCCCCUGUUCUUCGCCAGCCACACUCUCCCUUAUGCGGAACGAUUUUAUUGCUCGAGUAAGAUAUGUAUUUACCAAAGAACAUGAGAAGGGCAAGUUUUUAUACAUUGGAACUUUCAUUACCCCCAGUAUUUUAGUCCUUUUCCUUGCAUCUUGCUCCCAGGAAUCCUUGAGUGUAUAGGUUCUCUCCAUUGAAACCGUUUAGGUAGAAUAUACUUAUGGUGGUAUAGUUGUUUUACCAGUAUUAUAAUUCAGCUGUGCAAAAUUUAAUUGCGGCUGUAAGGAUUCAGGUUUGUCUCACGGUAAACCUUAUCAGUUAGACCUGGUAAAAGUUGAAUACUGCAUCCAUUUAUAUUAUAUUCUGCUGAAUAAUAUAUCAAAUUAUUCGUCUCUUUUACGGCGGUUUGCUAACUUAUUUUGCAUAGCAUUUCUAACAGCAUCAAAUGUGUUCUUCGAUGAAUCCUAAACAGAUAUAGACGUACAUCUUUGAUUAGGCCGCCUAAUUAGUUUACUUUAUCUAAUAGAUUGAAAGUUUUUUGGUUUCUAUUUAUGGUGAAACAAAUGGGUUCCUCACAAUUUAGUUGAUGGUAAAGAGUUAGUGAAGCCGACAUUCCAAAUUACUUUACUAGAUUAAUCGUAUUGCACUUACCUUUCAUAGAAUAUGAAUAUUUACUUUGUUUUUCAUAUCACAUCUUUAAGAUAUUUAGUUGAAUCUGCUUCUAUUGGCACCCAAAAGUUUAUCAAACUAUUUUACUUUUCCUUUAUGCAGCAUUGAUUUACAAAAAAUACUCAACCUUAUUUCUGACGUUUACAAAAUUAUAUUAAAAAAUAUUGCAUAGUGGCACUGGAGCAGGUUAUAUUUCAUUUUUUGCCCGGUGCAAUGCACGGGCAUUUGUACUAGUAAUAAUAAAGCACGGAUUGACUCCGUGGGUUCACCGUCACAAUACGCUUUCUUCUCGUGUCAUAAUACGCUUUUAUGAUUUGUAUAGACAAAAUUGUAAUAUAAACGAGGUGGUACUAAUUUGGGGGUCGUCAUCUACAUUCCGUUCCGUCAACUGUCUACAUAUAGAAAUAAAAGGCUGAUUGGUCUACGACUAUCGAUGUUUUCCAUCCAAACAGGCCGCCUCUAAAUUCUCUACGCGGUAACCGUAGAAGUUGCUCGUGUAGGAUAUCUGCCGCCUCGCCCAGCUCUUGCUUGCCUCGGCUCGCAGGGACGGAUCACAGUACGAUGGCCGUUCCCUCGUACAACACCCGCGACGACGGCGCCGUGGACGGCUUGGCGCGCGAUGACGGGGAGCCCUCCUAUAUGGCGACCUGGAGGAGCGCCCUGAGGCUGAGAUCCUCCUCCCUGUCGGCGCCUCCGCGGCCGCGUGUCUAUCGCGGGCUCGCCCCCUCCAUGAUCAAAUCAUGUGCACUCAAUUACUAUUGUCUCGCGCCGUCCGCGUCCCGGGCAACUCACGCGGCAGCACGAUCCACUUCUUUUCGGCCCCUACCCCACCCGCCUUCCCAGGGCGCAGUGGUGGUCUUGCGUGGAGAGGGGAGUGGUGGCUGCAGUCUCGCUCAACAGCCGGAGGCACAGAGCACCAAGGCGUCGAGGAGGUGUGAUGGCAGGCAAGGGGCUGGCCGCGUCCAUGAGAAGGAGCAGGGAGGAGGUCAGGUGAACGGAUCACGCUAGAACUGGUGCGACGGCUGCAACUCGAGAUGACUUGGUGGUGCCCCUGCGUUGCGCGUGCAGGAGACGGCUUGAAGGGAGGGCAGAAAAUGGGGAGGCAGCUGCCCGGUGAUGGAGCAGGAGGAGUGCGGGCGAACUCUGUGCUCGACGCCAUGGCUGCGGCUCGGGCGAGCUCGGGACUCGGGAGAAGGCAGGGGGACAAGGUCGGCGUCCAUGGCGGACAGAGGAAACCAGCGUAGUCGAGGCUGAGAGUCAGAGUGGUGCGGUGGGUCUGCGAGGAACGCCUGCCAGCGGCGGGUCGCUGGUCAAGGCGUCGGAUGGCGUCGGAUGGCGUCUCAAGGUUGCUCCACGGUGCAGCCAAUGGUGUCCUCCUGUGAUGAGAGCGGGUCUGCGUUGCGUUUUUUUGCUUUUGUUGUUGAGAAUCGGGUGCGUUGUGUGAGAAGAAGGGAACUUGCCCACAUGAUCGCCACUAAUAGCCGGGUGGGCUUUUGUGUACGCCAAAUGUGCCUUUGGCCUGAUGGCAAGGUAAGGGACUUGGUUGAUCUGUUGCUCACGGAAUAAAAGGAAAAAAAAGCUUUUGAAGCCGUGGUAAAAUUCUAUGAUAGUUUUGAGCUGCAAUAUUAGUUAGGUGAAGCCGUAGUAAAAUUCUAUGUUAUUUUUGUUUGGUUGUUCCUAUAUAUAUUGAUGAUCAGGCCUACUCCACUUAUUAAUAUUGGUUCGAUAAAUGUAACUGCAGCAUAUAAAUAACAAUGGAUUGUAGUGCAUUGUAUA
Messenger RNA from Triticum aestivum (bread wheat), 3866 nucleotides. RefSeq lists its product as uncharacterized. NCBI's taxonomy places the organism in Eukaryota, Viridiplantae, Streptophyta, Magnoliopsida, Poales, Poaceae. The transcript has 5 exons. The record is from RefSeq and is a predicted model, not a curated record. The coding region runs from base 890 to 1510 and encodes 206 amino acids.